Messenger RNA from Morus notabilis, 2023 nucleotides. RefSeq names its product carbon catabolite repressor protein 4 homolog 5. The transcript has 14 exons. The coding region runs from base 115 to 1524 and encodes 469 amino acids. Gene Ontology annotation, molecular function: 3'-5'-RNA exonuclease activity. Lineage: Eukaryota; Viridiplantae; Streptophyta; Magnoliopsida; Rosales; Moraceae. The record is from RefSeq and is a predicted model, not a curated record.
GUAAAAACGCCUGCAGUUUGUAGCAGGCGAUAAACCCUUUGAAAAAACUCUCUCACCAGCCAAGCGGCUUUUAUAUCCUCUCUCGCGCCGCCACCUUUCGGACCUUCCGCCACCAUGAAGAGCCCUAACCACGUCCGAAUUCCGCUGCCAGAGCUUACCAGUUCCGCCAAAUCUCCAUCUAAACUCGCGCAUUCAUCAACGCCGGAUCGAUCCCAGAAUCGCCGCAAAAGAAAGCGCAACGAACAAGAAACCCUAAAACCCGACUCGCCUCGCUGCUUCGCCGGCGCUGACAGCUUCCAUUGCCUUCGCUCGUCGUCUCGCCGGUGCAGGAGGCGUAGCGGGACUGAGCAGCGGACCCGCGCCGAGAGAUAUAGACGAUGGGCGUACUCUUCCCGCGAUUCGUCGAGCUUCAAAGAUAAGGUGGUGGUUGUAUCUUAUAACAUAUUGGGUGUUGAAAAUGCGUCAAAACAUCCAGAUCUGUAUUUUAAGGUCCCACAAAGAUUUAUGGAGUGGAACAGGCGUAAAAAGCUUAUACGCAAGGAGAUUAAUCGGUACAACACGAGCAUCCUAUGCCUUCAAGAGGUUGAUAACUUUGAUGAUUUAAAUGAUCUUUUUCGAAAAGAUGGGUUUAAGGGUGUUUACAAGGCACGCACCGGUGAAGCAUAUGAUGGAUGUGCUAUAUUCUGGAAAGAAGAUCUAUUUACUCUUUUGCAUCAAGAAAAUAUAGAGUUUCAGAGCUUUGGCCUUCGCAAUAAUGUUGCUCAACUUUGUGUUUUAAAGAUGAAACCAAAUCAAUCAGAGUUGGAUGAACAUCCUCAGACAAUGCUUCCACCCACUCAAAGCCGAAGCUUCGUGAUUGGAAAUAUCCAUGUGCUAUUCAAUCCAAACCGCGGAGACAUCAAGCUUGGCCAGGUGAGACUACUUCUAGAAAAAGCUUCCAAGCUAUCACAGGAAUGGGGCUCCAUCCCUGUUAUAUUAUGUGGGGAUAUAAAUAGCAUUCCGCAGAGCCCCAUAUACCAGUUCUUGGCUUCAUCAAGGCUGGAUGUUCAGCUACAUGACCGCAGAAAUAUCUCAGGACAAGUUGAAUUUCAAUCAAAAUGCAGAGUCUUCAGAUCACAGGAUGAGAAAGCAAGCAGCUGCAGUAUUCGGACAUCCAUAUCAAGGCCGUUGUUCCAUAGAUGGAGUGAUGAAGAAUUAAGGCUUGCAACAGGCAGCGGAGAGGUCACUUAUCUUCAGCACCAUUUAAAGCUUUGCAGUGCAUAUCAUGGCGUUCCCGCAAGUUGUAGAACGAGGGAUGAUUUUGGAGAACCUGUAGCAACAUCAUUCCACUCCAAGUUUAUGGGAACUGUUGAUUACAUUUGGCAUACUGAGGAAUUUGUUCCUGUGAAAGUUCUGGAAACCUUGCCAGUUGAUAUCUUGAAAAGAACUGGAGGACUCCCUAGUAAGAAAUGGGGAAGCGAUCAUCUUGCUCUCGUAUGUGAACUGGCUUUUGUAGACAAUUGCUGCGGGGACUCACCGCUGUGACAUCUGUACCAAGUUCCAAUUCAAGCCCACACCAAGGUAGAGCUAGUUUGCUCCAAAUAUUUUAGGAGCAAACUAGCUUGGUAAGCAAUAUAUAUAUAUAUAUAUAUUACCAAGCAAUUCUUUUCAGUGUUUCUGAGAAGGUCAGUUGACCCUCAUAAGGAGGUUUUUAAAAGCUUCCAUAAGGAAGGGAAUGAUUGGGAUUGGUGUACCAAGUCCAAUACGAAAAAUUUGAUCUCCUGAUGUAUUUUUCUACCAGUGUUUUACUUUUGUAUAAAUGUAACUGCGAAUUUUCAUCAUAAAAUAAAACUAAGAUGAUUUAUAGGAGGGAGUACGAUCUAUGUAUGGCUUCAAAAUCCAUGUGGUUAAUGCAGUCCAAUUGUCGGUGGUAUUGUAGACUAGGUCAUGUGAGUUUGGUGAUGAUGUGCUGACUUUUUUAGUACCUCAUUUGUUUGUUGGUGCCAAAUUGAGUUAAUUGGAAAAUAUUCAAAUAAUUCUGCUC